Thrips palmi is the source of this 1057-nucleotide messenger RNA. RefSeq names its product cytochrome c oxidase subunit 12, mitochondrial-like. The transcript has 2 exons. The record is from RefSeq and is a predicted model, not a curated record. Lineage: Eukaryota; Metazoa; Arthropoda; Insecta; Thysanoptera; Thripidae. Gene Ontology annotation, cellular component: respiratory chain complex IV; mitochondrion. Bases 159 to 701 code for a protein of 180 amino acids. Gene Ontology annotation, molecular function: 3'-5' exonuclease activity; 5'-3' exonuclease activity.
AAAAUUAGGUUGGUAAUGUUCUCACCGCUGUUAGGUUGUCUUUUUCGCAGCACCACGACGGGUCAGCCAUUUUAGACUUACGCUGAGACCAGAGGACGUCGCCAAACCGUCCCAAUUUUUGCCUGGAGCAAGGGAACGGCAUUCCAUUGGUGAUUGCCAUGGUGUAUCAUAGGUCGGAUGGGGACACCACCCCUUCAGCCAGGGACCGAGCUCCACCCACUGCUCAGUCUAUGCCUGAAGCUCAUCAAGUAAAUGCUUUCCGCAACGAUGGGAGCUUUCUUGAAAUGUUCAAGAGAAUGCAGGAAGCCAAUUCAAGUGCAUCCUCAGGCAGUCCCAGUUUGAGCAAGAACUUACAGCCAGCAAAGCCAACAACCUCAGUCAGCCCAGUUAAAGCAGAAAGUGGACAGUCUGUGAUGUCUUCAGAUAGGGUUCAUCCAGGCCCAUCUGGAAAUCCAGGUUCAUCUGGAAAUGCCAGUAGUGGAGACGAGAGUUCAAAGGAGGUUGCCAAGCGAGCUCCUCUAGUCGGCAAGAGACGAGGUGGGCGAGUGUUGCCCACAGGUGUUGUGAAGAAGAAACGUGCUGAUGAGGAAGGCUCUGAAGAGAAACCCAAAGACGCUUGGUCUCUUUACAUGGCUGAAGUUAAACGAUACAAGGAAACUUCCUGUGAGGAGGAUGGAAAGACAAGACCUCUUGUGAAAUAAAUAUAUUAUUUUGCUUUAUGUAUGCUGAAACAGAUGACUAAUUUUAAGAUUGUUCUUAAGUGCUGUUGCUGGUUACUGGCAAUGCAAAUUGUUUGUUAUGUCGAUCUCUUUAAAAAUGUUAAAAUAGUUAAAUACAUUGUGGAAAUGUGGUUGUUUUGUUUUCUUCCCUGUUUCUGUGAGAUUGAGAAGAUGUUUUUCUUGUGUUGGUAAGUGAAUCCUCAUUGUUGGAGAUAAAAUCCAUCAUUGUAUGCUAGUUCAGUUCCUUUGGUCUAACUGCAGCAGAUAUGCAAUUUGUCAUUUCAAUCAGUGUAUGUAAGUGUUUUGUCAUCUGACCUCAUUAAAUGUACCAUUAUUCA